GAGGUGCGCGAGCCUCCGACAGUCAGUCGGUCAGUCGACCAGUCAGUUCGCGCACGCACGCACGCACGCGCGAGGAACUUUGAGGCGUUUGUCGCAAAUGUGACAAAUUUGCUCACUUGUGUUUUUGUCUGACUUUUUUUUUUUGGGGUGGAGGGGCUACGAUUGCGAGGAGGCGCGAGCAAUGUGAGUCAAGUUGGCGAAAGAAAGGAUAACGCAAAAAAAAGAAAAAAGAAGAAGAGAUGGACGCGGGGGGUCACGUGAAGCUUUGGCGCCUACUUUUCUUCUUCUUGGCGCCUUUGGGACGCACUGUUGCGCAAUUUUUCCCGGGCGGCUGCGACUUCGAGGACUCGUACAGCAGCUGCGGCUACAGCGUCUCCCUGGGGACCAGCGGCUUCACCUGGGAGCAGGACCGCGCCCCGCACGCAGGUCACGCAGGCGGCAUGAUGGCGGUGAACGCGUCGGGCCGGGCGUCAGGUCAGCGCGCGCACCUCUGCAUGCCCAAACUCAAGGAAAACGACACCCACUGCAUCGACUUCCUCUACUCCGUAACGGGGCCGGACGGCGCCGGCCCGGGCGCCCUCAACGUCUACAUCAAGGUGAACGGCGGCGCUCAGAGCAACCCGGUGUGGAACGUGAGCGACACCGUGACGGACGGCUGGCUCAAGGCCGAGCUGGCCGUCUCCACCUUCUGGCCCAACUCCUAUCAGGUCAUAUUUGAAGCCGUUUCAGUCCAGGGCCACCCGGGCGUCAUCGCCGUCGACGACGUUCGAGUUCUGGCUCAUCCCUGCCGAAAAGCGCCGCACUUCCUGCGCCUUCAGAACGUGGAGGUCAACGUGGGUCAGAACGCGUCCUUCCAGUGCACGGCGGGCGGCAAGUGGUCUCAGCGCGACAAACUCUGGCUGCAGCAGCGGAACGGGCGGGACACGGCGCCGAUGGUGACGCGGGUGGUCAACCACCGGCGCUUCUCGUCCACCGUCAGCGUGGGCGACACGUCGCAGCGCAGCACCAGCCGCUACCGCUGCGUCAUCCGCACCGACGGCGGCUCCGGCGUGUCCAACUACGCCGACCUCAUCGUCAAAGCCCCGCCCACCCCCAUCGCCCCACCCGAGCUCCUGGCCGUGGGCGCCACCUACCUGUGGAUCAAACCCAACGCCAACAGCAUCAUCGGCGACGGGCCCAUCGUCCUGAAGGAGGUGGAGUACCGCACCACUUCGGGCAACUGGGCCGAGACCCACGUGGUGGACGCGCCCACCUACAAGCUGUGGCACCUGGACCCCGAUGUGGAGUACGAGAUCAAGGUGCUGCUGUCCAGGCCCGGCGAGGGGGGCACGGGACCCCCGGGACCGCCGCUGGUCACCAGAACCAAAUGCGCAGAUCCCGUCCACGGUCCGCAGAACGUCAACGUGGUGGACGUGCGGGCGCGACUCUUGACCAUCCAGUGGGAAACGUUCGGCUACGCCGUCACGCGAUGCCACAGCUACAACCUCACGGUGCAGUACCAGUACGUGUUCAACCAGCGGGAGUUUGCGUCCGAGGAGCUGAUCCAGACGUCUUCUCGCUACACCCUGAGGGACCUGCGGCCGUCCGUCGCCGUCAGACUGCGGCUGGUCCUGGCCAACGCCGAGGGCAGCAAGGAGAGCGAGGAGAUCGUCGAGCAGACCGAGGAAGACGUGCCCGGCUCGGUGCCCACGGAGUCCCUCCGCAACACGCCGUACGACGACAAGAUCUUCCUGCAGUGGAAAGCGCCCAACGAGACCAACGGGGUCAUCACCCAGUACGAGAUUACUUACAAGGGCCUGAGCUCUCUGGACCCCAGCGCCGACCUGACCACCCAGUGGGGAAAGGUGACCAAGCCCACCAAUGAGACCCACCACCUGUUUGUGGCCCUCCACCCGGGCACCACCUAUUUCUUCAGCCUCAAAGCCUCCACCAGCAAGGGGGCCGGCCCACCCGUCACCACCCGCAUCACCACCAAGAUAGCAGCCCCCGUGAUGCCCGAGUACGAGUCCGAAGCGCCUCUCAACGAGACCGAGUCCACCAUUACGGUGCUCCUUAAGCCCGCCAAGUCGCGGGGGGCGCCCAUCAGUUCCUACCAGCUGGUGGUCAAGGAGGAGCGCAAGUCCAAGUCCCGGCGGGCCGCCUCCGACAAGCCCGAGUGCUUCGCCGCGCCCUUCAGCUUCCGCAACGCCUCCGCCUCCAACUCGCCGUACUACAUGGCGGCCGAGCUGCCGCCUUCCAAUCUGCCGGCGGCCCAGCCGUUCACGGUGGGCGACAACAAGAGCUACGGAGGCUUCUCCAACCCGCCGCUGUCCCCCGCCAAGAGCUACAGCAUCUACUUCCAGGCCCUCAGCAGAGCCAAUGGGGAAACCAAAAUCAACUGCGUGUGCCUGGCUAACAAAGUGGUGAUAGGUAGGGGACAAAUAACCACGCCGUACAUUCUAGUCAUCCCAAGCGAAGGCGCCUCCACCCAGGACUCGGACGCCGUGGAGCCGGAAAAACCCGUGGACGGCACGGUGAAGUUGGCGGGCGUGAUCACCGGCAUCCUCAUGUUCAUCGUCAUCUUCCUCGGCCUCGUGCUCACCUUCAAGCGCAGAGAGAUUCACACGUGGAGAACGCUGAGCGUGGGGAAGUUAGCCAAAAAGCACAAGGAGACGGCCAGCAGCUCCACCCAACAGAGGGAGAUGGGGCCGGUCAACACAGCCGACAAGAGCGCCGCCAAAGUCAGCACGCUGCGCAAGGACGACCCCUUCUCCACCUCCAGCCAGGACCUCAACGGAUUCACCUCCCCCUCUUCCUGCUCCUUCUCCUUGCAGGGAAGCAAAACGCUGCAGACCAAAUCCCUGCUGAAUUCGUACUACUCAGUGUCCAAAGAGUCGGUACCUGCCACCGCAUCUCUGGAGAGCAGCCAGCCGUCGCUCGCCCAGCCCUCGCUGACGCUGCAGAGCUUCCCGUACGGCGGGCGCGAGUCGGUGGAGCUCGCCUACCAAAGCGGUCAGUUCCAGCCGGCCAUCCGCGUGGCCGACCUCCUGCAGCACAUCACGCAGAUGAAAUGCGGCCAAGGCUACGGAUUCAAGGAGGAAUACGAGGCUCUGGCGGAGGGACAGACGGCGCCCUGGGAAACGGCCAAAAAAGAGGAGAACCGCAACAAGAAUCGCUAUGGCAACAUCAUCGCUUACCCCACAGACGAUCACACCAGAGUGCGACUGCAGCUGCUGGACGGAGAGCCUCACUCCGACUACAUCAACGCCAACUUCAUUGACGGAUACCACCGGCCCAGACAUUACAUCGCCACGCAAGGGCCCAUGCAGGAGACGGUGAGGGAUUUCUGGAGGAUGGUGUGGCAGGAGAACUCGGCCUCUAUCGUCAUGGUGACCAACCUGGUGGAGGUGGGCAGGGUCAAGUGCGUCCGCUACUGGCCCGACGAGACGGAAGUUUACGGCGACGUGAAAGUCACCCUGGUGGAGACGGAGCCGCUGGCCGAGUACGUCGUGCGAACGUUCACCGUGCAGAAGAAGGGUCACCACGAGCUGCGGGAGCUGCGCCAGUUCCACUUCACCAGCUGGCCCGACCACGGCGUUCCGUGCUACGCCACCGGGCUGCUGGGCUUCAUCCGCCAGGUCAAGUUCCUCAACCCGCCCGACGCCGGCCCCAUCGUGGCGCACUGCAGCGCGGGGGCGGGCCGGACAGGCUGCUUCAUUGCUGUGGACAUCAUGCUGGACAUGGCAGAGAACGAGGGCGUGGUCGAUAUCUUCAACUGCAUCCGCGAGCUCAGGUCACAAAGGGUCAACAUGGUGCAGACCGAGGAGCAGUACGUGUUCGUCCACGACGCCAUCCUGGAGGCGUGUCUCUGCGGCAACACCGCCAUCCCCGUGUGCGACUUCCGAGCCAUCUACUACAACAUCAGCAGGCUGGAUCCUCAGACCAACUCCAGUCAGAUUAAAGACGAGUUCCAGACCCUCAAUAUAGUGACCCCUAGAGUGCGGCCGGAGGACUGCAGCGUGGGUCUGCUCCCCCGGAACCACGACAAGAACCGGAGCAUGGACGUCCUCUCGGCCGACCGCUGCCUGCCGUUUCUCAUCUCUGUGGAUGGCGAGAGCUCCAACUACAUCAAUGCGGCACUCAUGGACAGCCACAAGCAGCCGGCGGCCUUCAUCGUGAGCCAGCAUCCUUUGCCAAACACCAUGGGCGACUUCUGGAGGCUGGUGUUUGACUACAACUGCUCCUCCAUCGUCAUGCUCAACGAGAUGGACGCCGCGCAGCUGUGCAUGCAGUACUGGCCGGAGAAGAGCUCGUGCUGUUAUGGUCCCGUCCAGGUGGAGUUCAUCUCGGCCGACAUCGACGAUGACAUCAUCAACCGCAUCUUCAGGAUCUGCAACAUGGCCCGGCCCCAGGACGGCUACCGGCUCGUGCAGCACUUCCAGUUCAUUGGCUGGCCGGCCUACAGGGACACGCCCCUUUCCAAGCGCUCCGUCCUGCAGCUGGUACGGCGACUCGCCAAGUGGCAGGAGCAGUACGACGGCGGAGACGGCCGCACGGUGGUGCACUGCCUCACGGGCGGCGGGCGUUCCGGAACCUUCUGCGCCAUGUGCAGCCUCAACGAGAUGAUCCAGCAGCAGAACAUCGUGGACGUUUUUCACACCGUCAAGACGUUGCGCAACAACAAAACCAACAUGGUGGAGACCAUGGAACAAUACAAGUUCUGCUACGAGGUGGCGCUGGAGGCGCUCAGCUCCUUCUGAAGCGUCGCCGGCCUCUUUGGGUCCGCGUUGGCUUCCGUCACAUUGAGGGACGAAAAAAGUGCAGAAGAAGAAGUCGGACGUAUUCUUGUACAGUCGCUUUCACUUUAGAAUGUCGUCUCCCCCCUACGGGCACUUGUUGCCUUUGAACCUCUCACACGCUGGCCAUCCAAGACGGCUCCUUUUGCCCAUCUGCUCGUCCCGUGCGCGUCAGGUGCCCAUCCGUGCGGGACGGCGACCCGCAAUAUUGAGGUUCAACUGCCCAAACUCACUGGCCGUGCCCCUUUGUGUCGAAAGCAAACGACAAAUCAUUAUCGGAAUGUUCCGUCUGAAAGUGGCGGGUGAAAAAAUCAUCGAAGUCGGCUUUUUCUGUGCGUGUGUGUCGUUGGUACCGAUGCAGGACGGGCACGGGUUGAAGUCGAUUUGCUUUGAGUCGACAGCGAUCGACAUCAAUUAUCUGAAUGCGCAAAGCUGUAACGGCGAGUUCUGUCGCGCCGACCAUCAAAGCCGACUUUUUCCGGGCUCUUUUCUGCGUGCGUGUAAGGUACCGAUGCAGGGGGAGUUUGAAGUUCGCCUCUGAAUUUGCUUUGUGUCUCAAAGAGUCGACAUCAAAUUAUCUCGUUGCGAGAUAUGUCUGAAAGGCACGGGCGAAAAAACGAUCGGCUAAGUCAACUUUUUCCUCGCUUUUUUUUCCUGCCGUAUGUGUAAGGUAGAGUGCAGAGUGGGCGAGAUUUGAAGUCGAACUGUAAAUUUGCUUGGUGUCGAAAACAUAACAAUAUAACAAUAUACUGUGACUAUCUGAAUGCGUGAAGCCGCAAUGGCAGUCUGUCUGAAACAAACGCCGGCUCUACCGUUACAGCUCUUAAGGCGGCGUGAAAGCGGUUGGUCAGAUAUUUUCGACGCAUUCGACCAAGCUGUAAAUAAGAUACGACAAGCACACGUGCACACGCUAUUUUCGUCUGUGUUGUCGGAAUAUUUUUCCAAGUCCCUUCACCACACAUGGUAUGAAUAGGCCAGACAAUUCUGUGCCUUUAACGCAACCGUUUAGUAUCUUAUCAACAGGCCACGUUUGACGAGCCUUGCUCGUGCACCCAAACGGCAUUUGGAAAUUCAGCCCUCGAGGCCCGUUUUACCGAACAACCUGAAACUAAACUUGGCGAGCAUGUCUAUCUCAAGUAGACCCACAAAAAAGUCUCAAGAAGCUACGCCUGAAAAGAAACAGGAAGUCUGCCAUUUUGGUUUGAAGCAAGGAUUCUCGGGUCAAUUUGACCAUUUCCAGCGUUCCUUCGAAGAUAAACUCAACCUGGUAAUUUGGAAAUUCGCUACCAAUCUGUCUCGGUAACAGGAAGUUUGGCAGACGUGUACCACGAGUAGACCCACAAAAAAUUCUCAAGAAUGCAUGUCAAAAAAAGAUACAGGAAGUCUGCCAUUUUAGCUCGAAUCUGUCACUUUAGGCUAAUUUUGCCCACUGAGUUUUAUUUUGAAAUUCAGCACCUGAAGCCUUUCACCGAGCAACAUCAAAUUUGGUCGACCUGUCUAUCAUGAGUAGACCCACCAAAAGUCUCAAGAAGCCUUUUCCGAAAAGACUUAUUUUGGUUUGAAGCGGCCAUUUUAGGAUUAUCUGGACCAUUUCCAGUGCUCCUUUAAUUUUGGGGGAAAAUUCAGCCCCCAAAGCCCGUUUGACUUAGCAACAUGAAAUCUGAUAGCUGUUGUCCACCAAGAGUCGACCCACCAAAACGUUUCAAGAAGCCUUGCCGGAAAAGACAGGAAGUCAGCUAUUUUGGUUUGAAGCGGCAAUUUUCCGAUCACGUUCACCGUUUCCAGGUGUCUUUCCAAGACAAUCGCCUCAGAGAGGUUUGAUCUGAUUGGCGCCCCCUGAUGGCAGACAAACUGAUGUCAUUUAAGACGAGGCUAAUUAAUGUCACUUAGCCAUCCGCCCAUUGGCGUCUGGCGACAAAAUAGCGGCGCCAGCGGACCCGACCCGUUGGACGUUAUUCUCGUCAUCUCCGUGACUUGAUGAUUUUUGGGGGGUUUAAGAUAACGAGCAUCCUCUUGAUUUUGUUUCUGUGUGCAGCAUGUGGCCGUGCGUUCAAAUGCUUUAUUUAUUUUAUUUAUUGUUGGGUUUUUUUGCUCAAUCUGUGUCCAUUUUUUUUCUCUCUCCAAACGCAACGCGUAACAUCAUUCAUUAUGAAUAGCUUGAUUUAAAACAAUUUUUAAGUGUUCAAUCUGCUUUUCUUUUACGUUUUUGUUUUGGGCUUGCUAGUGAGGCUUUCGAGUGCACCAGUCAAACCAUUUGAUUUUGUUUUAUAUUUUGUUGUUUGUGGAUUAGUUUUUUUUUUUUUUUUUUUUUCAAUAUCAUGAAUUUGUUUUGCAUUAUUUAAAAAAAAGAUGAUUUGUCCAGCAAAGUGUUUUUGGAUUUCCUUGUUUGGUUUGUUGGAAAGUGUGAUUAAGAUAUAAAGUAAUAAAGGGACCAAAAUGCUGAA
Phyllopteryx taeniolatus (common seadragon) is the source of this 7219-nucleotide messenger RNA. It is a transcript of the gene ptprt, whose product is annotated as protein tyrosine phosphatase receptor type T. Lineage: Eukaryota; Metazoa; Chordata; Actinopteri; Syngnathiformes; Syngnathidae. Bases 240 to 4739 code for a protein of 1499 amino acids. Gene Ontology annotation, biological process: protein dephosphorylation. The record is from RefSeq and is a predicted model, not a curated record. Gene Ontology annotation, cellular component: membrane. Gene Ontology annotation, molecular function: protein binding; protein tyrosine phosphatase activity. The transcript has 37 exons.